Molecule: messenger RNA, 1614 nt
Organism: Sardina pilchardus (European sardine)
Lineage: Eukaryota; Metazoa; Chordata; Actinopteri; Clupeiformes; Clupeidae
Gene: tefm
Product: transcription elongation factor, mitochondrial
Exons: 5
Coding region: 85-1194 (369 amino acids)
Biological process (GO): mitochondrial transcription; transcription elongation by mitochondrial RNA polymerase
Cellular component (GO): mitochondrial nucleoid
Molecular function (GO): DNA polymerase processivity factor activity; nucleic acid binding
Source: RefSeq, a predicted model, not a curated record
AACACGCUGUGGCUGUUCUGUUUUCUUUUACUGCCAAAUGCCAAUGGCUGUUCCUUUCCGCUGUUGUCGUGCAACGAUUAGGUAAUGUGGAUCGCUAGACGUCUUCUCUCCUCUGCAGUCUUAACAGGUCGUUAUGGAUUACUUUGUCAUACAGCGAGUUCACUACCUGAGGUCGCACCUAGAUACCUCCAGUGUACAUGUUGCUGGCGAAGCCGCAUCACAGUUGCUGGGUUCGACACUUUAACUGGUUCCCCCUCCUCGGACUUAUGCAGUGAUGACAAGCAAUCGUUGGAUGACCUUUAUACACCUGAACAGCGAGCUGUCAUCCUGAAACUUUUAAAUAAUGCAACAGAAUCGGAACUUAGUAGAGUAAAACUUUUGAGAACACGCAAAUCUGCAAAUAUAGUAGAGUAUAGAAGUCGACAUGGGCCCUUCAAAAACCUCGAAAGUGUCUUAAAUGUACCUUUAGUGAAGCACAAGACUGCUGUCCUGUCUUUCAACCAUAUAGUUGACCCGGAUAAGAAGGAGGUGAAGGAGGUGAAGAAAAAGAAAGCAAAGAUACAACUUAUCAAAUUCGUCAAACCAGAGAUCGAUCGAGGGCACCUAGAGGCGGCUGAAACGAUCGUGUCCAUCACAUUUGGCACCAACAGAGUGGCAUGGGCUCACAUGGACAAUACCAUGACUGUGCGGGAUUGGCAGCACCACAAAUGUGAUAGCUUCCUGAAGGGGACAUUCAUGGCCGCAGCCUACUUAGAGGAUAUUUCAUCUGUUGUAUCACGCAUCCCUGACGCGGACUUCUUCAUCAUUGAGAAGCCGGCGAUGUCCAUGCAGAACCCAUCGCUAUUCCCCAUCAUGGUGCACCUCCGCACGGUGGAGGCCAUGCUGUUCGCCCUGCUGACGCAACGGCAGGAUGCGGGCGACGUGCCCAGAGUUCUGAACAUGAUUCGCGCGACCGUCGGCCGUCACUUUGGCGUGGUGGUGGCUGACGUGCGGACCAGCGGAGCGCAGCUGGUGCGUCAGAUGAUGACCGAGUCCGUGACCCAGAAGGUGCCUCGUGUCAGGUUCUCCCACAACCUACUGGUGAGGUAUCGGGACGCGUUCCAGAUAGACAGUCGCAACCGCGGGGAAGAACUGUCCGAUGCCCUGCUGCAGGCAGUGGCCUUCUACGAGCUCCUUGAGGAAUCUGCUGCUUAGACUUGCAGAUGGCGCGCAGACAGGGCAUGUAGUCUGUGUGAAUGGCUGGGCUGCUUCCCAACAGGCCGACUGUUUUGCUGGAGAGCACCGUCUUUACAAGAUCAGCUCGUCUUUCAACAACACUGCCAAACAGUUUAAAUCAGACGUUGGAAACACAAACACAACAAAAGGGACGAGACACAAAAAUCCAAAUUACUGUUUUACAAUACAAUACAUUUACAUUUAUUCAUUUAGCGGACACUUUUGAAUACAUGUACAGUUAAGUAUUUGAAGACAUGCUAAAGUUGACUUUAAAGAGGAAUAUAAUCUUUUGGAAAUUGAACUUUAAUGCCUUAAAUGAAAAAUUUAUGUGAAUAUUGAUAAUGAUAUUUGUGAAUGAAUAAUGUAUUGUAAAUAAAUAAAAGGUUUUCCUUAAAGCAA